This is a messenger RNA of Coniosporium apollinis CBS 100218, 2172 nucleotides long. RefSeq lists its product as uncharacterized. The record is from RefSeq and is a predicted model, not a curated record. Bases 1 to 2172 code for a protein of 723 amino acids. Lineage: Eukaryota; Fungi; Ascomycota; Dothideomycetes. The transcript has 5 exons.
AUGACGAACUUCACCGCGUGCGCCCAAACCUUUAGCUCCGACCCGGCCUUGCAAGCCAAGUGGGCAUACUAUGGACCUGUCCAGGGCAUCGAACGCAACAGUUCGACACAGAUCACUCGCGAAGGAUGCAGAGCCGUCUGCGGAACAGGCAACGAUCUGUAUCCGUGGGCCCAGGCGAGCGCUACUAUAACGACGUGGAUCCUGCCCAUUGUCGGUAUUUUACUUCAAGCGCCAUUUGAAAGCAAUGCGUUCUGGAAGACUCUGCUCGCUAUCGGCCGGUGGAUGGGAUCCCCAAUGGCUUCCCUAAGCUACGUUCUCUGGAACAUGAAGGUGACCGCGAAAUGCGCGCUUAUGGAAGUCGACAUGUGUAUCCCUUGCGAAAGCCCCAUCCCAAGCAAGAACAGUGACUUCGCAAAGAUCCGCGAUUCAUUCUAUAUUCUCACUACCAUGAACCAGUAUUCCAUGAAGGCAGGGGCAUCGUUGAAGAAAGAAGCCGAGGGUUUGCUACGCAUUGUGCUGUUCAGCAAGGACCUCAAAACGCGCAGUAUCGAUAACUCUCUGGUUGAGUUUCUACCAGAGGCGAGGCGAGAGCUAGCACAGGAGCUGCGCGAAGGACGUAGACGUGGUGCGGUACCAGUAUUCAUCUCAACUGGAUGGUUUCUGUUUUCUCUGGGAAUUUCCAUCCAGUCAUCCUUCGGACAUAUCGGCGAGAACACUACUGCGCACGACCUGGCGUUGGGGCUCCUGCUCGGUUGGCUUCCAGUGCUCAUUCUCUCCAGCAUUGUUGACCGCAACCCUGUAGCUGCUGACGAUGUCCGAAGGAAGCUCAACAAGCUAGUGGACCUCGCCAGACAUUCAUUGAGAGACGAACGCAUCAGGCGCGACUAUAUCGAGGCCACUCGGAACUCUUACUCUUACAGAGAUCAAAGAGAGUUCAGCAACAUGCAUCGUUGGAUUGAUCAGAUCAGCAAAGACAGCGAAUUUAUGGACAACUUCUUUACCAGCUUUGCCGGUCAAGGCCGAGUCCACUGGCACUACGGUGCCGCUCAUCCAAUCCUCAGCGACAUAGAACAGUGCUACGUGGCUGAGCGAGGCCGCAACUGGUUGAAAAAUGAGGAAGAAGCAAGAACAAGUCUUGUGCUUGGUGAAGUGGGAGAAGGCUUGGUCUGGUUUGAUUUCCGAGAACUCUGGCAAAUCGGUAGUGCAAUCAUCAUCGUCACCUUCACCUGCCUUGGAGCCUUCGUGAUUUCCUUCUACACACCCACCGUUGGCCUGGGUUGUCGUAGUGGAGGCUACAUGGUGUUUUGCAGCAUAUCCUUCGGCCUUCUGAUAUGUGAGAUGCUCGUCUGGUGGCUGGCAUCCCCAGUCCCCCUCGAAAAACCUCAAGCUCUUGUCCGAUUCAACACCAGGCUACAAAGCAACGCGACGUUUGUCGCAUUUGAAAACAGCUCAUUGGGCUUCUUUCAAAAGCUCACAUUAGGGGUCGCGCGGUUGUGGAUACGGAUUGUAAAGGGUGCUUUUCGGGCCGUGCUCACCAUCGUCACUUGGCAGCAAAAUUUUGACCGGCAGCGAAGAGUUGAAGAAUGGAUGCGGACGUCUUUGGAGGUUUGCCGAAAUUUCACCCUAAAAGAGUGGACGGAACGAUUCUUUUUCAGACCAAUAGAGUUGAUAAACGCUACGUGGCUUCUGUACAUUGUCAUGGCUCAGACAUUCGGCUGGUACAAGAACUGUGAUUGCGUCACAUCUACUUGGGGAGGCCGUGGAGGGUAUUUGGACUUUACUCAGAGCGAUAUCACCAACUCACCUUGGGUCUUGUGGUACUGGACCAGUGGCACUGUCCUCGCGUCGACAACGAUGGGCUUGGCGAUGAUAUAUAUCAUUGCGGAGGGCCCAACGCAACCUGCUGCCUCUCCGCCCGCCCCGGCAGCGCCUGCGGCCCCAACCAACUCUGCUGCGGCGCCGGCUGCUGCGACUGGGGCAAGCAAUGCUGCGGGACCACCGGCUGCUGCGACUUCGGACAGAGCUGCUGCACCGGAUCAGGCGACACCAAGUGCUGCGACGACUCGGUCUCGCGGUGUUGUGGGGGGCAGUGCUGUCCACGCACCCGCGAGUGCUGUGGGAAUGUGUGUUGCAGCGUCGGUUAUGUCUGUGCGGGCAGUGGGGAGUGCGUGA